GAGCUCGACGCGCUACGCCUACAGCAAGGGCUACGGCCGCGCCGCGAGCCAGACCUACCAUGGGGUGCGCGGAAAGGCGUACCGCGAAACCGUGACCACCGCCUACGAUGAGAAGACGCACGUGGCGUCCCAUGGCGAUGCACGCAAGGGCAACGGCCACUCCGAGAAAGGCUACAGCCAGGCGCCCCCACUGCCCAAGCUGCUGUACCUGGAGGUGGACAAGUGCGUGUGCGCCGAGGUGGAGAGCAAGGAGUGCUGCGCCUAUGUGGAGCACAUCUGCGGCUGGUACGACCACAUCAGGCUGGACUGCUACACCGCCAAGGACCUGUGCAUGGAGGUGACUGAGGACACCGGCUAUUGGAAGUUCAAGGCGCACGAGUCCGCUGUAGCCAAAGUGAAAGCGCUGUUCGAAGGCGAACUUGACAUAUGCGGUGAGUGGGCCCGCAGUUUCCAUCGGUCUCCCAUCAGCCUCCUUGGCAGGAUUCCCAGCCAUCCACUUGUGCCAGUGUCGCGGGACUGGCCAAUAUUUCGAGGGUUCAUGGAGCAGACGCACCGGCAUCCGCUCAAGUUCAAGUGGAAGCGCCUCCCGGCCCUGAUGGACGACCCGGCACACCCGGCACUCCCGGAGCCCAGGGCGCGAAGGGCGACAAAGGCGACCCCGGCACUCCAGGACACAGCGGCCAGCCGGGGCCCCAGGGACCACGCGGACAGGACGGUGUUCCCGGCCAGCCUGGAGCGAGGGGCGAAGCGGGAGCGGCUGGACGUGAUGGCACGCCAGGGCGCUCCCGGCGACCCCGGACCCGUCGGGGCCCCGGGCCUCAUAGGCGAUGCUGGCCGGCCCGGCGCCCGGGGCAUCCCGGGCGAAGACGGCAGGGACGGCUGGCACGGGGUGGACGGCACUCCAGGCCGGGACGGCAGGGACGGCACGGCGGGCAGGGAUGGCGCCGACGGCCAGCCGGGCAGACCCGGGACUCCGGGGCAACCGGGGACGCCUGGCACGCCGGGACAGCCGGGGGCGCCCGGAGGCUACGCCGAUCACCACGGCGCCAAACACGGGACGGACGACCAGUACUACGAGGUGCCUGGAGAUCACGCUGGUCACGCAGCCGCGCAAGGUGAGCAAGGUGAGAAUGACCAGUACUACGUGGUGCCUGGAGAUCACGCUGGUGGCACUGUCAUCACGGGGGAGGAGGGACGAGAUGAGACCAACUUCGACGAUGGGGGGAGGUGA
Molecule: messenger RNA, 1231 nt
Organism: Ostreobium quekettii
Lineage: Eukaryota; Viridiplantae; Chlorophyta; Ulvophyceae; Bryopsidales; Ostreobiaceae
Source: the annotation of a GenBank genome assembly